GAAAAUAAUUAAAAUGGCAGCUAAAAAAUCUUUUGUUGUUUGGCAUAAGGAACCAGAGCUCCUGGGACCAGCCAAGCCUACUCCCCAAGAAAUAAAGGAAUUAUCAGACAUUGAUGACCAGAAAGGUCUGAGGUUCCAUUUCUGCGUGAUCAUGUUCUAUAGGGCAAAUCCCCUGAUGAAAGCAAAGGAGCCUGUGGAAGCCAUUAGAGAUGCAUUAGCUGAAGCUCUGGUAUGGUACUACCCUCUUGCAGGUCGGCUCAUUCAUGGCCCUAAGGAUAAGUUGAUGGUGGAUUGCUGUGCUCAAGGGAUUUGGUUCAUCGAAGCAGAUUGCAGUUUCAGCAUGGAUGAUCUGGGUGAUGCCGUUAAACCACCAUGUUUGUACUCCAAUGAGUUCUUGUAUGAAGUGCCUGGCUCUUAUGAGAUUCUUGGUUGCCCAUUGAUGGCAGUUCAGGUUACGAGGUUGAUUUGUGGAGGAUUCGUGGUGGCUAUACAUGUAAACCAUGUUCUUGCUGAUGGAUUAGGUUUAGCACAAUUUGUGAAGGCUGUCGGAGAAUUAGCGCAAGGUGCAUCUUCACCUUCAACCAAACCUGUCUGGAGAAGAGAAUUAUUGACUGCAAAACAUCUUCCACUCCAAACAACCUACGACCACACAGAAUAUGGUAUUGUCACCCACAACUCAACAAUAGAUCCCGACAACCUGGUUAGCCGUUCUUUCUUUUUCGGCCCCAAAGAGAUGAAAGCCAUGCGCCAAAAACUCCCACCGCCGCCGCAGACUCAACCAGCCUCAAACUUCGACAUGAUUACGGCUUGCAUAUGGAUAUGUCGAACACGGGCCUUAGAGUUCGACGGCGACGAGACCGUCGCCGUCAUAUGCGCGAUUAACGUACGUGACAAAGGUCCACCAGAGCUGCGCGGCGGCGGAUACUACGGCAACGCGGUGGUGUUUCCGGCGGCGGUGGCAAAGGCUGGGAGAUUAUUAUCAUGUGAUAGCCCGUUGGAGUAUGUCGUGAAGUUGAUAGAGAAAGCGAAGAGUAGAGUGUGUGAAGAUUACGUUAGAUCGGAGGUUAAGUUUUUGGAUUCAAAAGGAAGGCCGCCAUUGUUGAGGUCACGUAGCAGUAUAAUUGUUACUGAUUUGUCGAGAAUAGGGUUUGAUGAAAUGGAUUUUGGAUGGGGGAAACCAGUUUAUGGAGGGACCAUGGAUGGAGGAGGAUCAGCCACCGCUAUUACUCAUGCUCGCUACCGGAAUAGCGACGGUCAGGACGGCGUGCUUGUGCCGGUUUUCUUGCCGGCGGCGGCCAUGAAGAGGUUUGAAGAGGAGAUGAACAAGUUCAUAGCUCUUGAGCCUAGUGAAGUUAUAGAGAUACCACCCAAAUCACUUCUUAAAUCCUCUCUAUAAAUUAGAGCUGUCCGGAAUAAAAUUUGGCGGUUAGACUAAAUUUAUUUACUAGC
Ipomoea nil (Japanese morning glory) is the source of this 1449-nucleotide messenger RNA. Its product is annotated as methanol O-anthraniloyltransferase-like. Bases 14 to 1396 code for a protein of 460 amino acids. The transcript has 2 exons. The record is from RefSeq and is a predicted model, not a curated record. NCBI's taxonomy places the organism in Eukaryota, Viridiplantae, Streptophyta, Magnoliopsida, Solanales, Convolvulaceae.